Molecule: messenger RNA, 2212 nt
Organism: Tigriopus californicus
Lineage: Eukaryota; Metazoa; Arthropoda; Copepoda; Harpacticoida; Harpacticidae
Product: protein MTO1 homolog, mitochondrial-like
Exons: 3
Coding region: 227-2188 (653 amino acids)
Biological process (GO): tRNA wobble uridine modification; tRNA methylation
Cellular component (GO): cytosol
Molecular function (GO): flavin adenine dinucleotide binding
Source: RefSeq, a predicted model, not a curated record
UUUUAGUCACCAUAGUAAGCAUUUAGAACUAACCUAACCCCCUUUCGGUGGUUAGGGCCUGGGGACGCCUAGGCUGCGGCAGCUCGGGGGCCAAGACCCAAUUUGGACAAAAAAACUGCCGUUUUCGGGGAAACUGCCAUGACGUCCACGCCAUGGUUAAGCCAAAUAUCGGACUCCUUUACUGACACUAUCGCAGUUCAAUCCAUCUCAGUUCAAUACAAACACUAUGUGGGGUCAGCUCUCCCGUCGUACCUUGCCGCUAAUCCGGGCUUGGUGCACCCGCCCUUUCAGUUAUGACGUGAUAGUAGUGGGCGGGGGACAUGCCGGUUCCGAAGGCGUGUCCGCCGCCGCUCGCAUGGGUUUAAACGCCCUCUUGGUCACCCACAAACGUGAUGCCGUCGGUGAGAUGUCAUGUAAUCCGAGUUUCGGCGGUAUCGGCAAAGGUCACUUGAUGAAAGAGAUCGACGCUUUGGACGGCUUAUGCGCCCGCAUCUGCGACCAAUCCGGCAUCCAAUAUAAGAUGCUUAAUCAACGCAAAGGUCCGGCAGUUCAAGGACCUCGUGCUCAAAUCGAUCGCAAACUCUACAAACGCCAUCUCCAAGAAUCUCUCUUUGCCCAAACGGGCGUGUCCGUGUUGGAAGGAUCAGUGGAGGAUCUGUGGUUAGAUGAGCAAGGACACUGCCAAGGGAUCGAAAUGGCCGAUGGGCGGAGAGUAGGGGCCGCCAAGGUGGUUCUCACUACAGGCACAUUUCUCCGGGGUCAGAUCAAUAUCGGUUUUGCAGUGAUGCCGGCGGGUCGCAUGGGCGAUCAACCCUCGAUUGGCUUGGCCCAAACAUUGGAGCGGUUAGCAUUUCGCUUGGGUCGAUUGAAAACGGGCACACCUCCCAGAUUGUAUCAAGACUCUAUUGAUGUGACGGGACUGCGAUCGUUUCCCGGGGAUUGUCCGCCUCAGCCGUUCUCUUUCUUAAAUGAACGGGUUUGGAUUGAGCCCGAGGAUCAGAUAUCGUGUCAUAUGACCCAUACGAACCCGAAAGUGAAUCAAAUUGUGCGUGACAGUCUCCACUUGAAUCGUCAUGUCCAGGAAGAAGUCAAUGGACCGCGAUAUUGUCCCUCGAUUGAAUCGAAAGUGUUGCGUUUCGGUGAUCGGGACCACCAAAUUUGGCUGGAACCCGAGGGGUUGGACUCGAAUAUGGUAUAUCCUCAUGGAAUCAGUUGUACAAUGCCCGAGGAAUUCCAACAGGAACUAGUUAAUCAGAUCCCAGGGCUGGAACACGCUCGUUUGGCAAAACCUGGUUAUGGGGUCGAGUAUGAUUACGUCGACCCAAGAGAGCUUAAACCAAGCUUGGAGACCAAACGAAUCCCCAACCUUUACUUCGCCGGUCAAAUCAACGGAACAACGGGCUACGAAGAGGCCGCAGCGCAAGGUCUUAUCGCCGGAAUCAAUGCGGCAGCCAGUGUCUUGGACCGAUCUCCCAUUCAAAUUGAUCGCACAGAGGGUUACAUCGGUGUUUUGAUUGAUGACCUCACCUCACUAGGAACCAACGAGCCCUACCGAAUGUUCACAUCACGGGCAGAGUUCAGGCUUCAUCUCCGUCCAGAUAAUGCGGAUUUCCGUCUCACCUCCAAGGGCAUCGACAUCGGUUGUGUGGGUCCAGAAAGACGGGAGAAAUUCCGUCACACCCAUCGGGAGUUCCAGCGCUACUUUCUGGCCCUCUCCAAAGACUCGCGACUUCGCCGGGAUUGGAAGGCAGUCCUGGGCAUAGAGCUUGGCAAAGGUCAAGCUUACACGAGUGCCAAGGCUCUGGUUCGAUCUGGUCUGGAUAUGAACACCCUGGAGAAGGCCCUACCCGAAAUUUAUGAGGGGUUGACCCAGUCCCGCCGUCUCCAGGAACGGCUUAAGAUCGAGAUCACUUACGAGCAAUACUGUCAACGACAGAAGCACGAGAUUGAAGAGAUCCAAAGGGACGAGGCCCUACAAAUCCCUGCUGAUGUGGAUUACACCGAAUUAAAACUUGGUCUGUCGAAUGAAGAAGUGGAAAAACUCACCCUGAUCAAACCAUCGACGAUCGCCGCUGCCUCGAGAAUCCCGGGGGUUACACCCCACACUUUGCUGGCAUUGCUCCAAUACAUCAAGAAAAAGGCUUUUGGAAACAUACCAGAGCCUAUUGAGACGCAGUCACUUUCGUAAUGAGAUUAAAGAAAAUUCAGGAGA